CAUGAUUUUUUUUUUGUUUAAAAGGUUAAGUACUAAGUUAACUUGUAUACAUUAACUGUAGCCUAAGUUACUAAUUUCCCCAACUGUACUAAAAGCAAACAUUUUCACGAGUGCCCUCCAAAAUGAUCCACAACUUAUUCAUUUUAUAUAUAGAUAAAUUCAUUCAUUUAGCAACUCCGCUUUCAGUUUUUACAGAGUAUUCCAGAUUUUUAAACAGUUGGCUAAAUACUAUCAUAAACCAUACAAACCUACUCAAAAACUACAUUUCAAAAAGAAAUUAACCUUUAUGACUGGUUUUGAGAUCCAGGCUCCCAAUUAAGUAGUUAUUGGUAGUUCUUUAUCAAUGCUGAGAUGCUAAUUUCUGAAUUGUUCCACCCAUAUGACUCACAGCCACUAAAAUAGAUUUUGCCGCUGCACCUUGAAACGGCUCUUUCGUAGAUGUUUUCCGGUAAUGAAAUUAUGGCCUCCGGAAAUGAAGCAGGUUUUCAAUUGCGGUGAAAGUUGAGGUUAAGUGUACACGAAUGCUCUGAUGUUUGUAGUUCACGGGUCAGGCGUAUCAAUCACCAUGAUGACGUUCUUCGCUGGACUCCUCACGUUUACAUUGCCUUUAGAGGUGCUGUGGGGUCACCGUCAACAUCUGAUCUCGAACGGGGUUGUGGAACGGCAUAUAAAAUCCUGAGACAAUGCUCUGCUGUUAUUUUGUGGAGAGUCCUGCUUCCUAGACACGAUGGUCGGAGAGCGGAUCUUUCUCCUGACCGUCACCUGCUCCGUCUUAAUGCUGCUGGUUCGCUGUAAUGAAGUUCUGGAGAUCCGCUCCCUUGAGGAUGAUAAGGCUCAGGAGGAGAAAGAGCUGAUUGAAGCUCUUCAGGAAGUUCUAGAAAAGCUGAGAAAUAAACAGAUUCCUGCUGUGGAGAAGAAGCUCGGCUGGGUUCCAUCGUGUGAUGCAGGCGAGCAGUGUGCGGUGCGGAAAGGCUCCCGCUUCGGGAAGUUGUGCAGUUGUCCAGGAGGAACCGCCUGCAGCUUCUCCAUCCUCAAGUGUUUGUGAAAGGAAAAAAACAGCCUCGGUCUUUCAUAAUGCUCCAGUGUGUUGUUUACCAUCAUCAUAUCUGUAACAUGUUUAUCAGUACAAACAGGCAAAUGUAUAAAUGCAUUCAAAUCAAAUA
Molecule: messenger RNA, 1163 nt
Organism: Danio aesculapii
Lineage: Eukaryota; Metazoa; Chordata; Actinopteri; Cypriniformes; Danionidae
Gene: cart1
Product: cocaine- and amphetamine-regulated transcript 1
Exons: 3
Coding region: 728-1045 (105 amino acids)
Biological process (GO): negative regulation of appetite; adult feeding behavior; positive regulation of MAPK cascade
Molecular function (GO): neuropeptide hormone activity
Source: RefSeq, a predicted model, not a curated record